Messenger RNA from Girardinichthys multiradiatus, 1036 nucleotides. RefSeq names its product dynein, light chain, LC8-type 2b (gene dynll2b). Gene Ontology annotation, cellular component: cytoplasmic dynein complex. The record is from RefSeq and is a predicted model, not a curated record. Lineage: Eukaryota; Metazoa; Chordata; Actinopteri; Cyprinodontiformes; Goodeidae. Gene Ontology annotation, molecular function: dynein light intermediate chain binding; dynein intermediate chain binding. Bases 171 to 440 code for a protein of 89 amino acids. The transcript has 3 exons. Gene Ontology annotation, biological process: cilium assembly; microtubule-based process.
CCGUCAGCUGGGCGAAGGCUUAGCAUGAGCCAAUCAGCGUGAAGAAGAGAUGCAGAGGGAGGAGCGGGAGAACCACGCGUCCUUCAAUAAAUGAAAGAAAAGCUGUGCAGCUUUCCGAAGCGUGCGUCUCUAAACACUGAAACUUCACUCAGAAACGUCAGGAGUGCAACAUGUCUGACAAGAAGGCAGUGAUCAAAAAUGCAGACAUGUCAGAUGAAAUGCAGCAGGAUGCAGUGGACUGUGCCAUGCAGGCCAUGGAGAAGUACAACAUAGAGAAGGAUAUCGCUGCCUAUGUUAAAAAGGAGUUCGACAAGAAGUACAACCCUACAUGGCACUGCAUCGUUGGAAGGAACUUCGGCAGCUAUGUGACGCAUGAAACCAAGCAUUUCAUUUACUUCUACCUUGGUCAGGUGGCUAUUCUGCUGUUCAAGUCAGGCUAAAGCAUACACAUGUUCCACAACGUGUAUGCUGUCUCUUUUCUGCAGACAUGCCUACCUCCUGGUAUGCUGCUUUCAUCUGUCAAUUACUUUGUGCCAACUGCAACACAACAAUUGGUGAUCAGUGCUUUAGUCAUGUCUGGAAAGAUGAUUCUUAGUCCAAGCAUUAGGAUCACUCUGAUGGUGGCCCUUGGUCGGUAUUUGUACAUCUGACUGUCUCCGUUAUAACUCGGUGUUUUGCUUUUCUGCUUUGUGCCGACCUGUCAAUUAUUUCAGAUGAGUUUGUUGUAAAAUAACUUAUUUUCAGUGCAUUAAAAUAAGCAACAGAGUUUUUGUUUGAAUGCCUAUGAUUUUCAGUGACAACUACUGGACUAAAGAUGCCAGGACUGUUGCUUAAACAUAAUAAAAGCUGUGAAAUGCAGAGAGGUGUAGAGGUUUGUACGUGCUUUACCAUUCCUGGUUAUGCCUAUGAAGACUUGCAGCGUUGCUGCUGCCUAUAUCUCUGUAAAUUCAUCAGGUUGCCUGGCAUUGUGACGGUUUCUGCAGACUCAUCAAAACUGUUGAGCACAAACCUUUGACAAUUAAAUAGUUCAAAUGUC